Messenger RNA from Talpa occidentalis (Iberian mole), 7610 nucleotides. It is a transcript of the gene CELF2, whose product is annotated as CUGBP Elav-like family member 2. Bases 1300 to 2946 code for a protein of 548 amino acids. Gene Ontology annotation, cellular component: ribonucleoprotein complex; nucleus; cytoplasm. Gene Ontology annotation, molecular function: mRNA 3'-UTR binding. The record is from RefSeq and is a predicted model, not a curated record. Gene Ontology annotation, biological process: mRNA splice site recognition; regulation of alternative mRNA splicing, via spliceosome. NCBI's taxonomy places the organism in Eukaryota, Metazoa, Chordata, Mammalia, Eulipotyphla, Talpidae. The transcript has 14 exons.
UAUAGUAAUAAUUAGGUUAACACAUCGUGCUUCUUAUCUGAGGAUCAUGAUGGACUUUGAUAUUUCAGCUGUUCCUCCCUACUAGGAAACAAUAGCCACAGACAUACAAAGGUCUGGUGGAAUCAGAAAACUAAAUGCCUGUUCCCAGUGUUAGCCACCUCUGCAGGAUCAAAUGCAGAAUCUAUCAGAUUUGGCCCUUAAAUCUUGAAAUCUUUCCACUCAGUUUGCCUGGAAGAGUCUGUUACGGAUAUACCGUAUCAGAUGACUCCUGAUCCUGGUAACCCUGAGCUCUUUAGUGGGAAUCCAUCACCAUUGUAAGCAAAGUGGAUUCCAUGUUUUGUUUUACAGAAACCCAAGCUCUUGCUCCCUUAAUCCUCAAUUUCUUCAAGAUGCAUUUGUUUUCAAAAGGCAGAGACAUUCAGGCAAAUGGGGCCAGGAUGCCUCGGGAGAUUCCCUCUCAAGUCAGGAUUUUGACUCUUGCCAAGAUCUGUCUCAGACACCCUAUCGCCUCCCCCCACCCCCAACCAGGGUUUAAAGCUUCCAUUUCUUUCUCUCAGCCCCACCUGCUGCUCCUCGAUCUGGACCCAGUGUCAUGCCCACUCUAGUAUCCACCCAGCUGUUGCUGUUCAGCUGUUGGAUUUCAUCAAGCAGUCAUUUCUCCUUUUCUUAAUUUAACAUGUGACAGUAAAAUGAGAACUUUAGGCCAAUUGGGAAAAAUAUUUUGUGGGGAUAGGGGUGUUAAGGGCUCAGUACCAGGGAACUAAAACCUCAUUCUGUUAAGCAUAAAUUUUGUUCCCACCGCCAGACUGGCACCAGAUAAGGGGACCUGGUAUAGUUUGACAAAUCUCAGGAUCUUCAAGAGGUCACUAGAACAUUCCUCAGAGGGUUUUUCUGAGUGCCUUCAUGUGCAGAUCUCCCUGCCAGACAGGCAGACCUUUUUCAUCUCCCUCUCCUUGCCCUACUCCCCUCCUUCCCAAUAUUCACAUCUUAUUUACUCACUUCAGGAGACUCUGGCUUCCUACCCCUCCCUUCCCCUGGUCAUGUUUAGAAAGGAAUCCUACGGCCCACUCCCCAGACAGCUGUUCCUAGUUCAGAAAUCAGUCUUGGAGGAGGCAAGUCCAACCUGAUUUCUCCCGCAGAUAAGCCACCAAGAUAACUUGUUUCGCUGGUGGAGUCUCAGGCCUCCUCAGGCAGGCAGCUGAGGAGAGCUUCUGGAGUUGUCUUACUUCCAUUUGAAAGAGAAAAGGAGUAGGGAGAAGAGAAAGCUGAGAGAGGGGGAAAGAAGGCAGCAGUAAUAGAAUGGAGAGAGGAGAAAAAGGAAAAGGCAAGUUGGAGCAGGAAGUGAGGAGCUGGUUGAGCUCUGGGUCUGAGAGAAACACCGCAUUAACAUUUCAUCCCCUUGGCUUGGAAGCUUCUGAGAACUCCAGAGGGGCAUCUCAUUUCCGAGCACGAAGUAACGGCACAGCCAACAAGAUGAACGGCGCUUUGGAUCACUCAGACCAACCAGACCCAGAUGCCAUUAAGAUGUUUGUCGGACAGAUCCCCCGGUCCUGGUCGGAAAAGGAGCUGAAAGAACUUUUUGAGCCUUACGGAGCCGUCUACCAGAUCAAUGUCCUCCGGGACCGGAGUCAGAACCCUCCCCAGAGUAAAGGUUGUUGUUUCGUAACAUUUUAUACAAGAAAAGCUGCACUUGAGGCCCAGAAUGCACUGCACAAUAUUAAAACUUUACCUGGGAUGCAUCAUCCCAUUCAGAUGAAACCUGCAGAUAGUGAAAAGUCAAACGCUGUGGAAGACAGAAAAUUGUUCAUAGGAAUGGUUUCGAAGAAAUGUAAUGAGAACGAUAUCAGGGUGAUGUUUUCUCCAUUUGGCCAGAUAGAAGAAUGCCGGAUCCUCCGGGGACCCGACGGGCUGAGUCGAGGCUGUGCGUUUGUCACAUUUUCUACAAGGGCAAUGGCACAGAAUGCAAUCAAAGCCAUGCAUCAGUCUCAGACCAUGGAGGGCUGCUCUUCACCCAUCGUGGUGAAGUUCGCUGACACUCAGAAGGACAAAGAGCAAAGGCGCCUGCAACAGCAGCUCGCGCAGCAGAUGCAACAGCUCAACACUGCCACCUGGGGGAACCUGACAGGCCUGGGCGGCCUCACCCCGCAGUACCUGGCGCUCCUCCAGCAGGCCACCUCCUCCAGCAACCUGGGUGCAUUCAGCGGUAUUCAGCAAAUGGCAGGCAUGAAUGCUUUGCAGUUACAGAACCUGGCAACGCUGGCAGCAGCUGCAGCCGCAGCCCAAACCUCAGCCACCACCACCAAUGCAAAUCCUCUCUCCACCACGAGCAGCGCUCUGGGAGCCCUCACAAGUCCCGUGGCUGCUUCAACCCCCAACUCCACUGCUGGUGCGGCUAUGAAUUCUUUGACCUCUCUUGGGACUCUGCAAGGAUUGGCGGGAGCCACUGUUGGAUUGAAUAAUAUUAAUGCACUAGCAGUUGCUCAAAUGCUCUCAGGUAUGGCGGCUCUGAAUGGAGGACUUGGCGCCACGGGCUUGACGAAUGGCACGGCGGGCACCAUGGACGCCCUCACCCAGGCCUACUCAGGGAUUCAGCAGUACGCGGCAGCGGCACUGCCCACGCUGUACAGCCAGAGCUUGCUGCAACAGCAGAGCGCUGCAGGCAGCCAGAAGGAAGGUCCAGAGGGUGCAAACCUCUUUAUUUACCACCUUCCACAGGAGUUUGGAGACCAGGACAUUCUACAGAUGUUCAUGCCUUUUGGAAAUGUUAUCUCUGCUAAAGUCUUCAUUGACAAACAGACCAAUCUGAGCAAGUGCUUUGGUUUUGUUAGCUACGACAAUCCAGUAUCUGCACAAGCUGCUAUCCAGGCUAUGAAUGGCUUUCAGAUUGGCAUGAAACGCUUGAAGGUCCAGCUGAAGCGCUCCAAAAACGACAGCAAACCUUACUGAUCCUAACCCCAGAGGCUCCCUGCUCUUAUUUUAGCUUUCUUAGGACAUCUUCAUGCCCGUUAGUUCACCGUUUGCCUAGCAUGUCCCUGUGGCGUCUCAAAAAAAAAGUUUCAUCGUCCCGUCAUUGUUUCUGAUGUCUUUCUGACCUCACAUCAUAUUUGGUUCUCCUACUGACCUUUGAUCUAGUUUGACCUUUGAAAUUUGCAUGUGACCUCAUCUAGCUAUGAAUUCUGGGAAGUCAAUGUGAAAAACAUUGCUGCAUUCAUGCAAGACUGAAAUUUAUUAUUAGACAAAUUAAUUAUAGAAAAACAACCUGUGGCAAAAAAAUGUUUCGUUUCUUAUUUUUUUUCUUUCUUUUCAUAAAACAGACUUGAAAGUAUUAUACAGGGAUUGGCAUUCUUCCCGGUCACUGGUAACAAUAGCAAUAUGUGUCCAGGGACACAGAAUGUUGGUUUCUAACAGACUACUUCCAAAAACAGUUUGAGAAAAAAACUGUCUGAUUUUAAGUCUCUAGAGGUCUGUAAUAGUUUUUACAUUUUUCAGGCAGUGUAAAGUUUUUUGAUAAGGCCAUUUUAGGUGGCUCACUUUCUCAUUAAGAUAUAUAUAUAGAACCACUUUUUGUAGAUUAGUAUAAGAAAAAUAUUUACCCUGUUUUGGGGCAAAUGCUACCUAUUUGUGUCACCUUUUGCUGAACUGACUCACAGUUAGACAAUCCAUGGUUUAAUGCACAUGAAAUUACCUAUAUUUUAUACUGUUUCAAUGUACAGGAGAAAGGUUACUGUAAACUGUUACGUUGGUGCUUCUGUGAAUUAAGUUGUGGUUUCAUCAUGAGUCUAUGGUCUUAAUGUUCACUGUUGAUAAGACAAGUUUAGAAUUGGUUUACUUAAAACAAAAAAAAAGAAUUUCAAAAAAAAGUUGUUUGCUUAAAAAAAUUUCAUGUGAGGGAAAAAAAAAACCUAUUCCAGAAUAAGUUUUGUGUUGGCUUGUAAAGCAUUGAUGUCAUUUUUUUUUAUUAUUGUGGACUAUUUAGAUGUGUUUGUGUUCAGCAAAAUGUGAUUUUUUUUCUUUUAAAGAAAAAAAGUGAAAAUAUAUAGUGCCAAAUUCCAAAGGUACUUCCUUCCUAGAGCUUCAGUGUGUUUCUUGUGAGAAGUAAUUUGAUAACAUGGGUAUUUUAUUAUGUGUUUUGUAUAAAUCCCUAAUAUUUAAAAAACAAAAAAAAAGAGGUUAAAAAGUUUGUUAACUUGCUAUCCUGUGGUCUUGUUGCCUGAAAUUGUUAUUGUUUGUUAUUUCUCUAUAAUGUUUUUUGUAAGACAUUGUAUAAGUGCCCAUGUCUCACUUUUUUAACCACUCUGCACAUCAAUGCUGUGACAGCAACCUCACAAUGUAUUUUCUUCAUAAUAUAUGGAAACCUCUAAGGUGAGAAAGUUUUGAACUUUUAACCCUUUCUACCCAGAGCUAUCUGAAAUGUUGAUAACUUUUUAUAUAUUGUCAUCAUUUUAGUUUGUUUUGAGACGUUUCUCAUUUGGAAGCCCCCCUUCCUUGUCCCCACAUCUUUCUUCUCUAUAAGUUUUGUUUUCACUACUUUUUAUUCUUUGACUGAAAUCCAAAACAAAAAAUCUCCACAAGGCAAACCUGAAGGAAAAAACAUACUUUAACUCUCAUUUUUUUUCCUACACUAUUAUUUUCACUUUUGGUUCUUUCUGAUCAUUCUUUUUUAAGAAUUCUUAAUAUGCUGCUGGAAUUCCUUCUUCAGUUUUAAAGAAAAACUGUUUACUGGAUGAACCUUCUGAGGGGAUGGUAGAUAGAUUCAGCCUAUAACUUCCAGUUAAACAACACUGCGACUGGGUAGUCUUGAGGAUUUUUUGCAUUCAUUUCUUAAAAUACUCCUAAAUCAUAUUUCUAAUCAGCCACUGUGCUGGGGACUUUCUGAUCCCAGCAAACACCAGGUUUAAUUGCUGAUAGUCCUUUCCUGGUUGUUGUUGUUGUUGUUUUAAUUGAGAACACAUUUAAACAGAACGGACCACAGAAGUAAAAUUCAGUUCUUAACCACAAUUACUGACCAAAUAUCUACCACCAGUUCCUGCUGCCACUUUUUAAAGUGCCAUAUUCUUUGACUUUCACUUUAUGUAAACAGAUCUCUUGCUGUCUUGACAAAACCCAAUGUCAUUCCCACAACACAAGUCCUGCCUGCUUUCCUGGACAGAAGCCUGACUUCACUGCAGUUCAGAAACUGCUGGUUCCCUUUCCUUCCUCUUUUCCCCCCCGUAUACCACCCUGUUUGGUUUAAUGUGCAUUUAGAUGUGAUAGCCCUGGGAUGGAAAGGACUAGCCUCUGAUGCAAAAAAAAAAAAAAAAAAGUUUCCUUCUUAUAGCACAUGCACUUAAAAUGAAAUGAUUUGUAUUAUCCUCACAAGUGUUUACUACUGCUGGGGCCUUCCUUCAUCCUUUGAGGGCUAUUUUGUACUUCCUGCAGCAAUCAGCCUAGCAACAAAAGUUAUCGCACAUGUCUCUCAUAUAUAUUACAUGGUGGUGUGUAGAUACAUACAGACACAGGAGAGCACCAUUUGAAUCUCAGUUUCAUUCAGAAUCUCUUCAUUUAUCCAAUUACAUAUAAAUCUCAAAUAAAAUGUUUCCUCUUUCUUCACUGAAGCAAACUGCCCUCCCCUCUUUUCCUUUCCCCGACCUAUAUCUCCCCCCAGGAACCUGAAUGCAGCUGACCAGAGGCUAAGGGUGGGUACUUUGAACUGAGUGUUUAUUUUACAGGCAACCAAGACCAUACAUUUAGGGGGAAAGUCCUUUUAUUUUUUUUUUUCUUUGCAUGUUUCAUUGAUAAGAAAGCUGUCCUUUUAUUCACUUUAAUCUCAAAAGGAAAAAGCUGCAAGGGUGCAAGGGGCGUGUGCCAGAAGAAAAACACACAGGGAAACUGCUUUUUUUUUUUAAAAUCAAGUGUAGAAAAUAGUCAUUUUUAAACUAAAUUAGAGAAUUGCGAUAAAAUGGCAGUCCUCAAAGGUGUGACAAGUUCAUCUUUCUUUCACCAUAGGGGUUAUAGUUCUUUGGCUUGUGCUACUCUGGAAUCAUUUUACUGUUUCUGUUUUUAUUAUCUUAAGUGCUAAUUAACAAGAAGAAAUAAAAUUUUAAAAAAACCUGUAGUUUCAUUACCUUUUUGAAUAAUGUCAUACAAAAAAUGUAUUUGUGUUUUUUUGUGCUGUGAGAAUUGUUGUUUGUAGAUUAAUAAUACCAUUUUGUUUAGAGUAUUACAAAAUAGUUUUUAAAUAUUGUCUGAGAAAAGCCAAAGUUAAUGCAACCUAGUGGAAACUGUAAGACCAUUUGAGUAUUGUUUCUGUUUUAUUGAUGCAUUUGGAUUUUGUUGUUUGAUGGAAUUUGAGCCAAAAAAAAAAAAAUACGCAGGCUUUCCUAUUUCUACAACUGAUUGUACUUAUGCAUUUUGUACCAGUGGAACUUUUUAUACUGGAGAUUAAAAAAAAAUGGAAAUUUUUGUGGCUUACUCUAAGUGGGCCCCCUGACAAUGACUGAUUUCAAGUUUGAUUUCUGGUUGACAGGAAGAAAGUUGCUUUUCUUUUGAGAAUUAAAAACUUUGGCUUGAUUUCUUUUUUCCCUUUGCUUAUAUCUAGCAUUAGAAUUUUGUCUUAAAAAUACAGCGGUAAGUUUCACUUUUUAUUCUGUAUUGUGCAGUUACACAAUAAGGUAAUUAGAUUUAGAAGUACUCAGUCACUUUAAGUGGAUAAAUGUAUUAGUUAAAACUUUAGAGGUUUGCUUUUUUGCUGUUUAGAUCAAAGUUUUUUCUGAUUCUUCUGUCCUCAUUGUGAACAUAACCGUGUAGUUGAAACAGUCAAACUUAUUUUUGUAACGUAUGUUAUUGUGUGAUGCGAUUUUUUGCUUCUGUCUCCAAUAUUAAACCAUUUUCCUAAUACUUGUUUCUCUCUCUGCGUGUUGUAUUGUUGGUAGUCAUUAUAUGUUGGUGAUGCAUCUACACACCUCACUGUUUCACGUAUCUGUUUUUUUCUCUAUGUUGUGUAAAAAGAUACAGUCGAUUCCACCUAAGUGAAUAUCUGAUUUGGGGAAAGGGAAAACUGCACACCAGCCACCUUUGAUUUAUGUACACAACCCAUUUUAACCACUGCUUCCAAAAUUGACACUUUUUUUCUGAUGGGUCACCAAAAUAACCGCCUACAGAGCUGGGUUUACCAGGACAUUUUGUGAUCCUUUGACCAUAAUGGUAAAUUUCACCUUCUCUUCUGACCUCUUCUCCUCCGGCACCCCCUUCAUGCUGUAUGUAUGCUACCUGUUAUCAUUCAAUAGAAACUGCUGCUGCCUUGCUACAUAAUCUUAGGAAACUUGAGAAGCAGCAGAGCUAGGGUUUCUUCUAUCUACCCACAAGUCCAAAGGCCUAGCAUAACAAACACUUCCUAGAAACUAAUCACAUUUUUAAAAGAGGUGAGCUCUUGAGGGAAGAAAAACUAAACUUACUGGUGAAUAGACGUCUAUGUGUUGACAUCGAUCAAUAGAUAUGUAUAGGAAAGUAAUUUAAAUUAUUUAUUUUUAAGAGCUAAUUGAAUCCAGGAGCAGCUUUAAUUAUUAAAACUAAUGGAAGAGAAAAGAAAUUUCCAAGUGCUCAAAUGGAAUCCCACUCAAUAGGGUGGGUUG